This is a messenger RNA of Paramuricea clavata, 342 nucleotides long. NCBI's taxonomy places the organism in Eukaryota, Metazoa, Cnidaria, Anthozoa, Malacalcyonacea, Plexauridae. The record is from the annotation of a GenBank genome assembly.
AUGGGAAGAAGACUUCGGUCAAGUAUGCCAUCCUCAACUGAUCAGCUCCUUCCAAAGACGGUGAAUCCAGCAAUAGUCCAGACGAGGCUCAAACAAAAGCAAGCGCAACAGAAAAAAUACUAUGACAGAUCAUCGAGACCCUUGGAAUAUUUAUCUGAAGGCGAUGAUGUCUACGUUCAGCACGAGGGAAGAUGGAAACCUGCUAUUAUCACAAGCAAAGCGGGAACUCCAAGAAGUUUCAAUAUUGUGACAGAAGAUGGUGCCCAAUAUCGAAGAAACAGAAUACAUCUUUUCAUUAACUUAAUUAAUACGAGUUUCCAAAGAACACUUACGUACGAUUAA